Aspergillus calidoustus is the source of this 2505-nucleotide messenger RNA. Lineage: Eukaryota; Fungi; Ascomycota; Eurotiomycetes; Eurotiales; Aspergillaceae. The record is from the annotation of a GenBank genome assembly.
AUGAAGUACCUGUGGUUAUGGCGCUUCCUGCCUCUGGUCCUCCUGCUCUUACAAUCGCUUGCUCAUGAUAUCAAGGGAUCUUCCGGCGAUGAAUAUCCCCUUUCUGAUAUUACCCACGAGUCGACCCAUACCCGCGAUGAUAGGCCCGACGCUCGUCCAAAUGCGCAUGUUGAGCGCGCAUUGAAUAUCCUCCGCGAAGCCAAAAUCCCAAUCGCCCACACCUCGGAAAAGCCGUCUGGCUUCAUCGGCCACACCUGGCACUAUGCACAAGAAGCUUUCCGAAUAUUGUUCAUGAACGGACCGCCAUCGAGUGGCGCCUCACGGAGGAAGAUACACCCAAGUAUCGGCAAAGCUGUUGACGAGCUCACGAUCGCCGCGGUAGAGGAUCAGAGCCCAGACGCCAUGUUUUUGCUGGCAGAGAUGAACUUUUACGGCAACUUUUCGCACCCUCAGGACUUCAAACAGGCAUUCCGUUGGUAUGAGAAGCUGGCUUCGUGGAAUGGGAAUAGCACGGCGCAGUAUAUGCUUGGUUUCAUGUAUGCCACAGGCAUCGGGGGUGGAGUUGAACGCGACCAGGCCAAGGCUCUACUAUACCAUACUUUCGCGGCGGAAGCGGGGAAUACCAGAUCGGAAAUGACACUUGCGUAUCGCCAUCACGCGGGUAUCGGAACUCCGCGCAACUGCGACGAGGCAACGUACUAUUACAAGCAAGUCGCGGACAAAGCCAUUGAGUACCUUCGAUCCGGACCGCCUGGCGGUCACAGCAUGGCGCGUGAAUCAUACCGCUGGGCCGACGAAGAAGGCGGCGUAUAUGGUGAAGGCGCGAGUGUAUCCACUUCCGGACCCAAUGCACUUCGGGAUGGAUCAGGAUCUUCGGACGCCAGUCUAGAGGAUCUUUUGGAGUAUUUUGACCUUAUGUCCCGAAAAGGUGAACUAAAGGCAACGUUUACUCUCGGCAAGAUGUACUACGAAGGCACAAAGGGCUUGCCCAAGAACUACAGGAAGGCUAUGAAGUAUUUCAGACAAGUGACGUUACGGUACUGGAAUAAGGAUGGCUCGUUGAACCCAAACCAUCCCGCUGGGAUCGAGAAGUUGGCAUCAAAAGCCGCAGGUUACAUUGGGCUGAUGUAUCUGCGCGGAGAGGGUGUGGAGCAGAAUUUCGCCGAUGCGUUUAUCUGGUUCAAACAGGGGUUGACCAAUGGCGAUGCGCUCUGCCAAUACGAACUUGGUCUCAUGUAUCUGCAUGGAUAUGGGGUACAGCAGGACGCGUUCAAAGCCUCAUCUUAUUUCAUACCGGCAGCUGAUCAAGAUCUUCCUGCGGCCGAGACCCGGUUAGGUGUUUUGUUCCUGGACCAGGGUGAUAUCCCGACGGCCACGAAAUAUUUCGAGUUGGCUGCUCGUUGGGGCUCCAUGGAGGCGUUCUACUACUUGGCCGAGUUGGCCAACAAUGGAAUUGGCCGACAGAGACACUGCGGACUCGCUGCAUCAUAUUACAAGAUGGUCGCUGAGAGAGCGGAGGUUAUCCACUCUUCCUUUAUUGAAGCGAAUACUGCAUACGAGAAGGGGGACAAGGAUCGAGCAUUUAUUCCGACGCUCAUGGCCGCAGAGCAAGGAUAUGAGUUUGCCCAGGCUAACGUAGCGUUCAUCCUUGAUGAACAGCGUUCUCUAUUCCCAUUGGAGAAAUUCUUCCCUGCAAUGAGAAAACCACGAUCCUCGUUGCUCCGAAACGCAGCGUUGGCUCUUAUCCACUGGACACGUUCCGCCAAGCAGGCAAACAUUGAUUCGCUACUAAAAAUGGGCGACUAUUAUUUGAGCGGAAUCGGCAGUGCUCUGGAUACAGAAAAAGCCUCUACCUGUUACCACACAGCUGCUGAAGCUCAUUAUAGCGCGCAAGCCUAUUGGAACCUUGGCUGGAUGCAUGAAAAUGGCGUUGCUGUGGAGCAAGACUUCCACAUGGCGAAGAGAUAUUAUGAUCUAGCGCUGUUGACCAGUGGUGAAGCCUACUUGCCUGUUAAGUUGAGCCUGCUCAAAUUGCGGGCACGAAGUGCUUGGAACCGCCUCACUAAUGGGAAGAUCAAGUCCAUUCAGGAUGAUACCGAACCGAAACCUCGCCGGACCUUCUCAGAGUGGAUCACUGCCUUUAUCGAAAACGACGAAGAGGAAGAAGUAAACUACCGUGCACAGCUGUAUAAGCGUGGUGAAGAGGAGGACGAUGAUCUCUCGAACGGCGAUCCACAUCGUUUGGAUGAGCACGAGGACGGCUACUAUGAUGACCUCGAGCUUGAUAUCGACGAGAGCGUUCUGGAAGGCCUCAUAAUUCUAUCGUUGGCUGCAACUUUGAUGGUCUUGGUAUACUUGAGACAGCAACGGAAUAACCGCCAGCGACCCAACGAUAAUCAAAACGCGAACGCGGCAGGGCAGGCCAACGCCAAUGACCGAGGGUUCUUCCCUCGCCCUGGUGAGCCGGAGUUCGGUCAAUGGGUGGCCGGCGGAGUUGGUCACUAG